Molecule: messenger RNA, 810 nt
Organism: Cercopithifilaria johnstoni
Lineage: Eukaryota; Metazoa; Nematoda; Chromadorea; Rhabditida; Onchocercidae
Source: the annotation of a GenBank genome assembly
AUGAGUGCAGAAGAUAACUCCCAAAUUAUCGGUGAUGGAGAAAUGCGACUAAUGAAACAUAGCGAUCCAAAUGCAGCUCUUGUAUUACUCUUUGGAUGGGCUGGUUGCAGCGAUCGAUAUUUGGCAAAAUAUGCCAAAUUCUAUGAGAAAAAUUACUCGGUCUUACGCUUUACAGCUGAUAUUCAGAAAAUCCGCUCUUUUUCAUCCUAUCGGAAAUUUGCAUUGGAUAUUUAUGAAAAGAUUCUCGGAACAACGACAGCACUAUCCAUAUACUGUCACAUGUUUAGCAUGAAUGGUUGUUCAACGUUUUGUGCUUUGUGGGAUCUGCUGGAUACAGUUGCGGAUUGUGAAACACUGAAGUCGAAAUUUAAAGGCUUGAUUUUUGACAGCUCUCCAGCAUAUGUGACACCAUGGCAAGCAGCAGCGGCAAUAUCAUUUGCUCUGCUGCCACCACCCACCCAUGGCAAGAUUUUACGUGAAAGUUAUCGCCUGAUGCUUGCUGGCUACUUUUCAGUACUUAGUUCCAUGAUUUGGCUUCGAUCUCAGUGGGAUAAAAAUGUUUAUGAGCGGAACUAUUCUUAUUUUCGGAUGUUGGCGAUGAAAGAUUUACCAAAAUAUCAGCUUUAUAUCUAUAGCUCUACGGAUUCCAUUUGUUCGGCAGAAAGCAUUGAGGAGUUUAUAAUGCACGAGCAUGAACAAAAUGCAGAAAUUUCAAAGUUGUUUUUCAAUGACACACUUCAUUGUCAGCAUUAUCGACUUCAUCCAGAAGAAUACGAGCAGGCUUGUGUAGAAUUUCUGAAUAAAGUGUGA